AUGAAUCAAGGUAUAGAAUAUGUUGAUCAAGUCAGUGAUGAUGAUGAUGAUGAUGAUGAUGAUGAUGAUGAUGAUGAUGAUGAUGAUGAUGAUGAUGAUGAUGAUGAUGAUGAUGAUGAUGAUGAUGAUGAUGAUGAUGAUGAUGAUGAUGAUGAUGAUGAUGAUGAUGAUGAUGAUGAUGAUGAUGAUGAUGAUGAUGAUGAUGAUGAUGAUGAUGAUGAUGAUGAUCAUGAUCAUGAUCAUGAUGGUGAUCAUCUCAUUAUGAUCACAUUCUCAUAA
Molecule: messenger RNA, 279 nt
Organism: Schistosoma spindalis
Lineage: Eukaryota; Metazoa; Platyhelminthes; Trematoda; Strigeidida; Schistosomatidae
Source: the annotation of a GenBank genome assembly